UCUUGCAAAAGGGUUGCUAAAUAGUGUGCACUGUAUGCGUGUUUAGGAUGGAAAUUCACCACUAGCGGUUGCUGUUUUACAUGGAAGGCAGGCCGUAGCGCUGACCCUAAUCCAAGCGGAGAGCAAUGUGACGGAUAAGGUGUACCCGGCAAAACCUGCACAGCUCCACAUAGAUCUCUGGAAAUGGAGGGGUGCGAUCAAGGAGAAGGAUGAGGAAAAGAUCUCAACGAUACCAGCUCAAAUUGUUGCAAAGGGAGGCGGAUGGGAAGCGAUGGUCUACGUUUUGAUGGAUGCUCUUGGGACGGACUUCACUUCAUUGCUACAAAUGAUCGACGCUUCCUUGAAAGAGCGUCAGUACAACUUGGCAAAUCAGCUGACAAAAUCUUUGCAAGCACGAAUGUUGGGCAAGAAAUUGCCAAAGAGCGACUAUCACCUUCUACUAACUUUUGCUGAGCAUUUUAAAGGUGAAAUUGCUGACGAGAGUGUGGAGCAUGCGGUCCUGCAACGUCUUUACGCUUUGGGUGAGGAAGUGAUUACUGAUGGUGUCAGUUUACCCUUGGAAGCUGCUAUUCUAAACGGACAAUGGGCACUUUACAACCAUUUCAAGGCACGUGCGGGUAAAGCUUGGGCCACUCUUCGUCCGUCACAACCUGCAUUGGGACCUCUUAGAAACGUUGUGGUUCGCAUGUCCAGAAAUAAAGAGGACUUCGCAAUCACUGCAAUGCAGGAACUUCUUUCUCUACCUCAC
Molecule: messenger RNA, 748 nt
Organism: Cylicostephanus goldi
Lineage: Eukaryota; Metazoa; Nematoda; Chromadorea; Rhabditida; Strongylidae
Source: the annotation of a GenBank genome assembly